GUAUUCGAUCGAACAAAACAAAAAUGUCGAUGUGAUAAUUUUGUCACAUUAUAAAUGCAAUCGGACAGUGCAGGGAGACGCCAUUUAUCACAAUUCAGUGUGUCACAUCGGAUCGACGAGAUGAAGCAGCCUAUUUUCGUACUUGUUUUGGUUCUUGCCUGCGUUAAUUGCAUACCAUUAGAUUCUACAACGUCCAGCAAACCAAUAGACCCAGAUGUCAUUAGUGAAGAAAAGCCUGAAGAUUCUUUGAAUUUUGACUCACAAAAAUUGCAUGGAACUAACGUUCAAAAAGUACCGGCCAAAGGGGCGAAACUUAGUGUCGAGGUAGAUAAGAACGAAUCCAGCACAACAACCGAGACAUCAAAAACUAAAAGGGAUACUCAUUCCGAAGAACCAUUGGCUAAAUCAGGAUUGAAACAGAAUGAAGGCAGCUCGACCACCACAAGGCCGGAAUCCCGAAGAGCGCCUGUGGUGUCAAAGGCAAAGCGAAGUGCUGAUGAAGAUGAACUUUCCACUACCAAUCGCCCAACCAGCACCAGAGCGCCGAUCCCUAGCAGUAGUAACUACGAUGAAAGGGAUAACACUGGACCGCAUUUUGUGCGCCCAGUACCUGUUGACCAAAUUUUGAAGAACAUUCACGAGGCACCCAGGCACCAUCUCCCAUCAUCUGUUAGCUCCCAUCACGAUGAUGAGGAGUCUGUUGUUUCUACAACUGUUGCUGAGCCAUCCAAUAACCAUAAGGCACAUUACAAAUCAUCGAAGAAGCAGCCGCAAUCUAGCGACGAUGAAGAGCUUGAAGAUCAUGAUGAAACUGAAUCGGAAGACCUGGAGGAUGUAAAAGGAAACCGAAGAUAGUUUUCCAUUAUACUCGAGAAUAAUUUAUUCUUUGGUAGAAUUGCAUAAAAGCAGUAUUUAUUGGAUAUGUUAAAAUUUGUAAGGUUCAGAAUAAACGAAAAAGUUUAGUGAAAACA
Molecule: messenger RNA, 971 nt
Organism: Toxorhynchites rutilus septentrionalis
Lineage: Eukaryota; Metazoa; Arthropoda; Insecta; Diptera; Culicidae
Exons: 2
Coding region: 55-855 (266 amino acids)
Source: RefSeq, a predicted model, not a curated record